AUUUCUUCUUUCGAGUCAUCAAAACAAGAAAGAAUGUCGGCAUCCGUGAUGAAGACAAUCCGUUUGUUCGGGUCGAAUAUUGACGUGCUGGUAACGUUACCUGUCGGUGAUCAGCAUCCCGAUAAAGUCAAGUUCCAGAAAGAACUAGAAGUAUCGGAUAUUUCAGCGGGUCAAAGCCGGCUGUUUAUACCCGAUAAUUUCUUGACCCGGGAAGAAAGGAAUACCCUGAAAGCCCUAGCCCUGGAUCAAGAGAAACAAACAGCACCAGCAUCUUCGUCGACACCUUCUUCGUUCCUGUCUUUGGCGCCGUCUUCGUCGUCAUCAUCAUCUGAGAAUGAGAAAAAGAGAAAGAAGGCGACGAAGAAGCCGGGGAUGGAAGUCGAAGUGCAGGACGACGAAGGGAGGAGUUUUAAACUGAAGUUGACGUACUGGUCGAGCGUAGAUAAGCUUGUGUUGAAUAAAGGAUGGAAUGAGUGCGUCCAGACGAAUAAGCUUGGCAAAGGUGAUGUCAUCAGGCUCACUUGCCAAGGGCGUCGCCCUCGGAGAGAUUAUGAUUUUGAUGGCAAGAACAACAAUAACAACGACAACAAAAUGGUUUUGUGUCUUCGGAUGGAGAUUAUUAGCCGAAAACCUCGACCAUAAAUUCCGAUGAUGAAACA
Molecule: messenger RNA, 659 nt
Organism: Oldenlandia corymbosa var. corymbosa
Lineage: Eukaryota; Viridiplantae; Streptophyta; Magnoliopsida; Gentianales; Rubiaceae
Source: the annotation of a GenBank genome assembly